Messenger RNA from Erigeron canadensis, 1425 nucleotides. RefSeq names its product probable WRKY transcription factor 31. The record is from RefSeq and is a predicted model, not a curated record. The transcript has 5 exons. Gene Ontology annotation, molecular function: sequence-specific DNA binding; DNA-binding transcription factor activity. Lineage: Eukaryota; Viridiplantae; Streptophyta; Magnoliopsida; Asterales; Asteraceae. Bases 1 to 1425 code for a protein of 474 amino acids. Gene Ontology annotation, biological process: regulation of DNA-templated transcription.
AUGGAAGCCGAUGGUGGCAGCGGUGGAAUACAAUUUCCUGUCAUGGAUUUCUUUAAGGACAAUAAAGAUGAUCACUUAGAUAAUAAUAAUAAUAAUAAUAAUGAUCUUGAUCACUCUAAGUUCAAUGAUGAUACCACCCAUGAUCACAUUCAUCAUGAUAUUAAUACUGGCUUGCAUCUUCUUACUCGGAACACAGUCAGCGAACAACCGGUUUUGGAUGAUGGAAUGUCUCUGGAAAAACAAGCUAAAGAUAAGUUGGAAGAUGAAUUAGAAAGGAUGAACAUCGAGAAUCAACAUUUGAACAGCGAGAAUCAACAAUUGAAACAAGAGUUGCACCUUAUGAAGAUGAAAUUACAAAAACAAGAAGAUCCUAAUGAAGAUCAUCAUCGUAAAGCUAGCAACAACGAAGGAGGAGGAGAUCUCACGAUGAUGCCACGACCGUUUAUGGAUCUAGGUUUACCAGCCUUGGAAGAUGAGAAUUCACGGUCUUCGUCUGAGGGAAUAAAGAGCCAUGAUCAUGAACUUGGGCCCAUCAAUGUUAUGGAUGGUAGAGAUCAACGAGAGAUCCCGGAACAGGUUUUGCCUUGUCCUAAUAAGGUACCAAGGUUGGAUGUUUUGAAAAAGGAUGAGAAUGGAAGUAUUGAUCAAGCUACAGAAGCAACUAUUCGAAAAGCCAGAGUUUCUGUUCGAGCCAGAUCAGAAGCUGCAAUGAUCACAGACGGGUGUCAAUGGAGAAAGUAUGGGCAGAAAAUGGCAAAAGGAAAUCCUUGUCCUCGAGCCUAUUAUAAGUGCACCAUGUCUACAGGUUGCCCCGUUAGGAAACAAGUACAAAGAUGCGCCGAAGACAGAACAAUCCUGAUCACAACCUAUGAAGGCAACCACAAUCACCCGUUGCCACCAGCCGCGAUGGCUAUGUCCUCAACCACUUCUUCCGCAGCCAGAAUGCUACUCUCGGGCUCAAUGCCAAGUGCAGACGGCAUCAUAAACUCGAAUUACUUAGCAACAACUCUCCUUCCUUGCUCCACAAACAUGGCAACUAUUUCAGCUUCCGCGCCAUUUCCUACUGUCACUUUAGACCUCACUCAAUCUCUCGACACACCACCCGGUCAACAACAUAACUUCACUGGUCAAAACGCCGCAUUACUUCCUCAAAUAAUCGGUCAGGGCUUAUAUAACCAAUCAAAAUUUUCUGGGCUUCAUUUAUCUCAACAAGAACCUUCACGUGUCGCUUUUGCUGACACUGUCAAUGCCCUCACUACUAACCCAAACUUUACGGCUGCGUUGGCUGUCGCGAUAUCCUCCAUUAUCGGCGGUGGUGGUGUUGAUGGUGGUUCUCAGCCAAAUUCUGCCUCGAAUACCAACAACAAUAGUAGUGUCACUGCCAGGAAUGAUACUGAGAACAACUUCUCUUUUAGAGGAAAUUAA